AGGGAAAGUUCGUUUGGGCCCCACCGUUUUUCUAAGAAUAAUUUCUGUCUUUUCAUUGUUUUUCUUUCGGGGAGAUUUUGCCUUUCGGCCGUCGACUGUUUCAACUUCCAAACCAGAAAAUAAACAGGAUAGGUGCCCCUAUCCGGAGGGAGACUGAGAGACCGUUGAAUCGUAGAUCAUAGAGAGCGAGAAGGUAGCGUCAAUGGGGGCGACUCGCUUGCUGGUUUACGAUUUCGUCAUCUCCUUCAUGUGGGUGUGGUCGGGGGCUCUGAUAAAGAUCUUCGUGUACGAGGUUCUAGGGUUGGGGCAUGGACUCUGGGGCGAGAUUGUCAAGUCCUCGCUCUACAUCGUCAACAUGUUCUUCUUCGCGUUCCUGGGUAAGCUCACCAAGGGCGGCUCGUAUAAUCCUCUCACCGUGUUGGCCCCCGGCGUUUCUGGGGAUUUCAGCGGCUUCCUCUUCACCGUCGGCGCUCGCAUCCCUGCCCAGGCAGUUGGUUCCAUUACUGGGGUUAGGCUCAUCAUUGAGACCUUUCCUCACCUAUGGCUCGGACCACAUUUGAGCGUUGACAUUCAUCGAGGGGCACUAACUGAAGGACUCUUAGCAUUUGUGAUCGUCAUCAUCUCACUAGGACUUGGUAGAAAGAUUCCUGGAAGUUUUUACACAAAGACUUGGAUAUCAAGCCUCUCUAAGCUGACUCUGCAAAUACUUGGUUCUGAUCUAACCGGUGGAUGUAUGAACCCAGCUUCUGCAAUGGGAUGGGCCUAUGCUCGUGGAGAUCAUAUAACCAAGGAACAUGUGCUUGUUUACUGGCUUGCACCGGUAGAGGCCACCCUGCUGGCAGUGUGGAUAUUUAGACUGCUCGUGGGGCCUCUAAAAGAGCAGGAAACAAAGAAGAAGAAAUCAGAGUGAAGCAAUGGCAUUUGAGUUUUGUUCGGUGUCUACUGGAUGAUCUCAUCUGUUGAAGUUGGAGACCGGGAGCAUAUGUCGUCCUAAGGCAUGAGAUGUGCUUUAACUUCUAAUCUUUUGUCCGGUCUGGCAAUCUGCCUGGUAUGUUGGGUUUAUCUAACCCUUGAAUUAGUCACUACGCUGGUCAUUUGCUUUAUUCGUAGACAAUUGGCAAUAUAUUAUGUAAAUCAUGCCAGGCUGCUAUAACGGUGUAGGUCUCGUUAGGCAAUCUGUAUGUAUGAUGGGUUCCGCAAUCUUCAACAUUUCUUCGAUAUCAAGCUCUCCACCAACUCUGUAUCCAAUAUACCUCGUUUCUUCAAUAUUAAACUCUCUCUCUCUCUCU
Molecule: messenger RNA, 1289 nt
Organism: Rhodamnia argentea
Lineage: Eukaryota; Viridiplantae; Streptophyta; Magnoliopsida; Myrtales; Myrtaceae
Product: probable aquaporin SIP2-1
Exons: 4
Coding region: 203-910 (235 amino acids)
Biological process (GO): transmembrane transport
Cellular component (GO): membrane
Molecular function (GO): channel activity
Source: RefSeq, a predicted model, not a curated record